AUGAAUUUCGAAUUCUUACCCAAUGAAAUAAUUCUGGAUUUAUUCGAAUAUCUCUCUCUUAUUCAUCUUUAUCAAAGUUUCUUUGCUCUCAACUCACGUUUUAACAAAUUACUUUGUCAACAAUUUGAAAAAUUUCAUCUUGAUUUCCGACUAAUAUCAAAAACAAAUUUCCAUCAAGUAUGUCAAAAUAAUAUUCUAUCAGUCAUCGAUCGAAUUAUUUCUCUUCAUCUUUCUAAUGAUGAUAAUACUCCACAAGAAAUUGAAUAUUUUCUAUCUCAUGGUUAUCAACUUCGUCAAUUUAUUCGUUUAAAAUCAAUAUCAUUAUCAUGUCUUAGAUCUCAACAAACACUCGAUCAAAUAAUGGUUGAAUGUUCUUAUCUUCCUUGUCUCAUCCAUCUUACUUUAACUGAUAGCCAUGUAUCAAUGAGUGGGAAUGAUGCACAACGUUUGUUUAAUCAUAUAUGGAGUUUAUCAAAACUAACUUAUUGUCAUCUGGAUAACUGUUUUGUUGAUGAG
Molecule: messenger RNA, 516 nt
Organism: Rotaria sp. Silwood1
Lineage: Eukaryota; Metazoa; Rotifera; Eurotatoria; Philodinida; Philodinidae
Source: the annotation of a GenBank genome assembly